Messenger RNA from Amyelois transitella, 1779 nucleotides. RefSeq lists its product as uncharacterized. The coding region runs from base 515 to 841 and encodes 108 amino acids. The transcript has 3 exons. The record is from RefSeq and is a predicted model, not a curated record. NCBI's taxonomy places the organism in Eukaryota, Metazoa, Arthropoda, Insecta, Lepidoptera, Pyralidae.
GAUCAACAGCCGCAUACGCAUUACGUGUGUGACACACAACAAUUUGUAAAGACCAAUUGUCCGGCGUACAGUGUAGAAUAUUCCUUGAAGUCGUUCGGUCGUCGUUUCCAUUGUGGCCUUAGGUUCCAGGGAACUCAGUUGACACAAGUAAUCGGUGCAUUCAAUAACGCAAGUGAUAAAUUCAGUUCAAGAUCUAUAAAAUCGGUUUUGAUAUUAAGAAAAGUGUUGGUGCUUCGAUUGUCUACGAAGAUUUGUGACCAAAUCAAAAGAGUAAUAUUAAAUAUGAUAUUCAGUGAUUAAGAAUCUGUAGAAUAAGGUUGCGGUCUAGAUCAUUUUGUUAUUGAAUGACAUAUUACAACAUAUAAUAGUAUAACAUUAGUAUCAGAAGCUGCUGCCGUUAGUGAAAAUUGCGCGGCUAAAAGUGAAUAAUUGUUUGUUGGUCAGAACAACAUUUUGCGAACAGUGUAUAUCGGUUAGUUGAUCACGGAACAUUAGGAAAAAGAAUAACAUUAAAAUGAAAACUUUAAUAUUGGUGACUUUUAUUAGUUUAGUGGUGUUUGUUACAAGUGAGAACCACUUCUUCGGUGUGAAGACCCCAGAUUCUAAGCUGAUUUAUAGGAAAAGAAUAUUCCUGGAAGCAUUUCCUUUCAAGAAGAGGGUGGACUAUUUCGAGUUCUCAGAUUCUCCAGCGCCGAUAAAGGCCAUAUUCUGCUAUGACUACCAGAACAGCGAAGCAUCCGUCAACUGCACAGAGGGGGGAGUCGGCUAUGACCACGUUACACUACGGCUGAAGAGCCAGAGGAGCUACAGACUCGACUUCGCUAUAGAAAUUUACGCGUGACUUAAAAUGAACUGAUUUUCACCUUCUUUAUAAAGUGUACAGCUUUAAUGAUCGCCCAUCAUAGUAAGAACAAAAUCGAGAAGAAAAAUAUAUAUCAAACUCCAAAGACUUGUAUAGAAAUUGUGCACAGAGCAGACAAAUUAAUGUAUGACUUGCAAUCAAGACUCUAGCUGAUAUGUCAUUAAAUUUAGUAAGUCGUUGAACUAAUUUAAUUGCUAGGAUGUAUGUCACUGCCGAAUUUACAAAAGCUUUUGCUUUUGUUUUAACUAUAACAUGACAGACCCAAUGUGGUGGUGAGUGUCACCAAAACUAACAUUUAUGACGAGAUACAUUGAUGACAUUUUGCUAAAGUGUCGCUGUUUUAAAGAACAUAAACAUACUCAUAGAAUCUACACUCUAUCGACUACUCUAAACUGAUUAUCAUAUAAUUUGAUAUGUUUUUUUUUUGACGGCCUCUGUGGCUCAGCGGUAGAAUGCUUGUCUGUGACACUGGAGGUCCCGGGUUCGAAUCCCGGCCAGGGCAUGAUGAGAAAAGAACUUUUUCUGAUUGUCCUGGGUCUUGGAUGUUUAUCUAUAUAAGUAUUAUAUUAUAAAAUAUGGUAUCGUUGAGUUAGUAUCUCGUAACACAAGUUUCGAACUUACUUCGAGGCUAACUCAAUCUGUGUAAUUUGUCCCGUAUAUAUUUAUAUUUAUUUAUAUUUAUAUUUUUAAUAUGUGACAAGAAAGUGCAGGCGCAUAACAAUAGAGAAACAAAAAUAUCUGAACUUCCUUUACUGGUUGUUGGGUCAAACAUGUACGUACAAUCUGGGUAUCAUUUUCAAAAAACAUUAUAUAUAUUUAAUAAAUGUAUGCCGAAAUCCAAAUGUAAAUUAGUGCUUUGUACAUAAUUAUUAUUUUUAUAGGGUGUAAGAAUAUAUGAAUUUAUAUUUUUUAAAUUA